Messenger RNA from Solanum tuberosum (potato), 730 nucleotides. RefSeq names its product dirigent protein 22-like. The record is from RefSeq and is a predicted model, not a curated record. Lineage: Eukaryota; Viridiplantae; Streptophyta; Magnoliopsida; Solanales; Solanaceae. The transcript has a single exon. The coding region runs from base 62 to 637 and encodes 191 amino acids.
UAUCCACACACCAUAUCAUUCCAUUCUCCACCAAGUGACUCAAAGAAUUUACUUCCAUUCCAUGGCCAAACUAAUACUCCAAAUCUUCACCAUUUCCAUCUUCCUUUCUCUGGUGGCCUUUCCGGCCACCGGAGAAGAAGAUACUUAUAUUUUUGGAAAAUCUAUAAACAAAAAACCCACAAGGUUAAAAAAGGAAAAAUUCAGUCAUUUUCGAUUUUAUUGGCAUGAUAUUCUAAGUGGUUCAAAACCAACAUCAAUGAUGAUUAUUCCACCAUCUAAAAACACAACAACAGGUUUUGGGCAAAUGAAUAUGAUAGAUAAUGCCUUAACCUUAGGACCAGAAUUAAGUUCCAAGAUUGUUGGAAGGGCGCAAGGGUUUUAUGGUGCUGCUUCACUUAAUGAUGUUGGUUUAAUGAUGGUUAUGAAUUUUGCUUUUAUUGAAGGGAAAUAUAAUGGAAGUACUUUUACUAUACUUGGUCGGAAUCCGGUGUUCGAGAAGGUGAGAGAGAUGGCGGUGAUCGGAGGGAGUGGGCUUUUCCGAUUUGCUAGAGGAUAUGUUGAAGCUAGUACUCAUUCAUGGGAUUUCAAAACUGGAGAUGCUACUGUUCAGUAUGAUGCUUAUGUCUUGCAUUAUUGAGGUUUUACUAAUUUUAUAUAUUUUCAUCGUGUCAAUUUAUGAGAUGUAGUCUACACGAAUUUUAAGAAUUGUAUAAGAAUAUAUUUUGUAUUA